Molecule: messenger RNA, 1996 nt
Organism: Clarias gariepinus (North African catfish)
Lineage: Eukaryota; Metazoa; Chordata; Actinopteri; Siluriformes; Clariidae
Product: scrapie-responsive protein 1-like
Exons: 3
Coding region: 293-646 (117 amino acids)
Source: RefSeq, a predicted model, not a curated record
ACUGUAGGACGCGUCCCCCAAACCGCACACUCCCGCACCGCACUACCGCAGCAUGGCGUCAGGCUCUGACAGACUGUUUAGUAUUGGAGUUUGAGACGCCACCGGUACAUCCGGGGAUUCUUAUUUUUCAGUAUGCAUUACGUUCACGCGUUUAGAUAUGAAGGAAUGCUUGACAUGGUGUUGGAAUGUGAAUGAUCUUUAUGGACUGCAAAUUAGUAAAUUUAUGGGCAAAUUCUAGAGAAAUUGUAGAGAAAGUAAAAGCCCCCUACUUUUCCGUCCUCAACCCCUCUUCAUGGAGAAAGGAGAAAAGGUUUUGGAGAAACAUAUCUACAAACUUACGAAUUCUAAAAUGAAAGCAUUAAUCAUCGUGGUCCUUGUCCUGCUACACGUACAUGUGCAGGAUGCGAUUCCAUCGAACCGCUGGUCCUGCUACAGAAAGAAGGUGAAGGAUAGAAACUGCCUUGAUGUUGGACCGGAGAGGAUGAGGCCCAUCGAGUCGCUGAAAAAUCAUUACUGGGAAGGCAACGAAUGUGACAUAGUGUGUUACUGUAACCUCCUUGAGCUGCUGUGCUGCCCCAGGACCGUCUUCUUUGGAUCGAAAAUCUCCUUUGUGAUUCCAUGCAAAACGUCUGACACUGGACUUUGAGGGGACCAAACGUUUGCGAUGCAGAUUAAAAAAUCUUUUCAAGACCAAACGUCGAAGCAGCGGAAAAACAUUCUGUGCUAAUUUUGUUAUACAGCAUGCAAUGUCCAUUUACAUGUAUCUAGUUAAACGUAAAUCUGUUUGGUCGCUGUUUGUGCACAAUCUGUCCUCGUUUAUGGCGGUGUGUCCCAUCCUGGAGGUCUGUUGUUCGGAUACUAACCCUAAUCUAACACAUAUGAUCCAUCUGUACUCCGUGCCUCCACACAUUCUGUACCGAUGUUCUAAUUAGCCUAUUGUUUACAUUAGGUGAGAUAUGUUUAUACUGUAUGUAGUUUCAUUUAUUAGAUCCAGGUGUGAUAAAUGAGAAAGCAUGAGCUUUAAACUGAUGCCUAAGAUUAUCCUGUCAUGCAUUUCUCAACUUCAAAUCUCAAUUCACCUCAAAAUUACCAUAAAAGUAAUUUCUACAAUCAAUUUAAAUGGUGUAACGGAGCGAAAAUCAGACAGUGCUAUAACUAUGGGGAACUAUGCCUCAGGCUGUUGUGGGUCUAAUUACAGGGAUUCGGAGUUCUGAAGGAUUUCUGAUAAAAUUUAUAAAAACAAAGUCUUUAAAUGUAUAAAUGUUACUAACGUUUAUUGAACGCAAAGCAUGUCCAGUUAUGGUUUUGGUGUAACCUGAAACAAUGUAAAGUGCAGAUCUGAUGAUUGCAAAUUAUUACAAGGUUGCGAAAAGAACAUUUUAUGUACAGCAGUGUCAACAAAAAUAAACAACAUAUGCCAUACAUGAUAGUUCUCCAUGUGCACAAAAUUUUUAUGUCAUUAAUUUGUUCUCUCCUAUCUGCCUGAAGAAUUGUUUAUAGUUAAUGAAUCAAAUGUGUGGCAGGACUUUUAUUUUCUGACGCCAAGUUUUUCUGAACUCGCAAAUUCUCAAGUGAAUUCUGAUCUCUAGUGGCAGAUUUCUGUACAUGAUCUUCAGGAAGCGAUCAAGCACACAUGGAGUGAUCUUUCUAAUUCUAUGCAUGGCUGGGUCCAGCAAGUUCUAAAGAAUAAAGGACUUUAUACCAAGUAUUGAUUGUUGCCUCAAUACUUUUGAUCAUUUCUGUACUAAUAAGAACAUUAUGCCAUGUCAAACAUGACUUGAGAAUUAUAUGAUUGCUAUUUAAACACUACAAAUGCUUUGUAAUAUUCCAGUGUACUAAAAAAAUUCCUGCCAUGUUUACUUUAUGAUGCAAUUCUUAUUUGGAAUUCUUGAAAUGUUCACAUAAUUCAGUCUUUCUUUGUGUUGAACUCUGUCAGAGUACCAGGUCACUAGCACUGAAUAACUUCCAUUAUUAGGCUCAACUUUGGCUGUGCUUA